Molecule: messenger RNA, 555 nt
Organism: Puccinia triticina
Lineage: Eukaryota; Fungi; Basidiomycota; Pucciniomycetes; Pucciniales; Pucciniaceae
Exons: 5
Coding region: 1-555 (184 amino acids)
Source: RefSeq, a predicted model, not a curated record
AUGCCAAAUCGUCGACUUCCCGUCCCCCAGCGGCCCGAACGGCCAGCAUACGGUGACCAUACCAAAUUGAUGCAAUGGGUCGAAAAUUACUUCAGAUCUGCUUCCAACCCGGCUGACAAAGGUCCAUCCGCGAUCAUGACGACGACGCGGUUCCCGCUGUACUUCCAGCACGACGGGCACAGUCGAACGAUCAUUGGGAUCGAGACGGACGCCAAGCUCCAGCCGCAGCUGCUCAUCCUGGACCCAGCGAAGAAGGUGGCCCCGGCGUUGAAAAAGCUCUCCGAGCAGAUGUCGGCCGCCGAGAGCGCCCCGGCUCAGCCCGCCGCCACCCCGGCCUCCGCCGGCUCCGUCGGCCCCACGCGCGCCCGGAAAGCCCCCGAGCUCGACCUGCACGCCCAUCCGAAGCUGCUCGGCGCCCACCGGCUGAGCCUGAAAGAGCUCAGCAACAAGAAGCAGUACCAGAUCCUCUACGUCCUUGACCACGUGCCCAAGCCGGCUACCGCCGACCCCGACCAGCCCAAGUUCCACACCAUCCGCUCUCUGCGGAUCGUCUGA